UACCAUUUUUUAUAGAAUGGCGUUAUUGUGAAGUUAUUGGAUCAUAAGUCAGCGCUCCGACAAGCUAUUGAACAAAUAUGUAAGGUAGUCCGAAAACAAGAGUUUUUGAUGUCGAUUAUUGAGCUCGGUCUUCUGGAGCCAUCUAAUGAAUUACUACAUGAACUCAAGCUGGCUGACCCCGAGAAUAAUUUGGAUAAUUUACGUCAGAGGAGCAAAGGAACGAAACCUAUGAAUCAAUAUCACGACUACAUAAAUUUCAAGCUUAACUUAAUAAGUCAUUUGUGUGAGUCGCCAAUUGCAGCCCAUAGUAAUCUAUCAAAAAAUGCAUUGCGUUUGCUUCACUCAGCACAAAUGGCGGAUAUGGAAUUUGAAGUUCAUACAUAUGCAUCAUCAACAUCAAGCGAUAAAGUUUGGGCUACAUUGAUGGUAUCGCAUAUUGAUGACAAAAAUAUGUCACUUCAAGUUCACAGCUUUAAGGCACAUCGUGUUAUUGUGUCCGCACGCUGUGAAUGGUUUAAAAAAGCGCUAAUGUCUGGAAUGCAAGAAUCUAUAAACAGAAAAGUCGUUAUUACGGACACUUCACCGGUAAUUUUUCGAAGACUUCUGCUCUACAUAUAUGGUGCUCCUGUAGAUCUUACUGUGGGAGCAGACCAAAUAUGCGAGCUAAUGCUGCUGGCCGAUAGAUACUCAAUUGAUAAUUUGAAGGAAAUAUGCGAGAGUACCCUGAAUUCCUUGAUAGAUGAGGAUUCCGUGCUCUUUUUGCUUGGGAUAGCGGAUCGAUACUUUGCAACUCUGCUCAAGUCCAAUUGCAUUUCAUUUUUAUCGCAACACGCUUAUCUUACUAAAUCUGAUAUCUUCAAGGAACUUCCAGAAGCUCUUCAAGUAGAGGUGAUUGACUUAGUAAAUUGGUUUGGACGAGCACCGGAACCAUGGAAGGAUUGCACCUAUAAGCCACGAAGCAGUUCACGUCACAGUCUUAAAAGUCCAUCUGCGCCUCAUUCACGAAAAUCGUCACCUUCUUUUAUGUGACAUUGACAAUGUGCCACCAAUAACAGCAAUGAGAUUAUCAUUCAUAAACAAUUUUAUAAAAUAUUAAUAUGGUUCUUAUUACAAUGUUUCACAUCACAACAAAUUCGUAUGUUCUAAUAUGUAAAUAUGAAUAUAAAACAAGUAAGAAGGCUCUAG
Molecule: messenger RNA, 1185 nt
Organism: Drosophila navojoa
Lineage: Eukaryota; Metazoa; Arthropoda; Insecta; Diptera; Drosophilidae
Molecular function (GO): protein binding
Source: RefSeq, a predicted model, not a curated record